AUGCCUGCCUCCUCUUUUACGCUGCUAAUCUGGCAAUUAGUCGGUUUAUCCAGAAGCCAAGUAUGCUUUGGUGUGAUGUCAGCGGCACAGAUGCGACAACAGGCCCAUCUUCAUGUUGUUAGCAAGCGUUUGUACCAGCAAGAGUCGCACACUCCCGUACCGUUCGGAGUGCUUGAUCACAGAAUGGGAACCAGUGAGAAAAGUAAUGAGUGUUUGACUUGUAUGAAGCCUCUUUCGGAUUGCAUUGGUCACUAUGGUUAUAUAGACCUAGAACUGCCCGUCUUCCAUAUCGGAUUCUUCCGCUCUAUAAUAACGAUUCUUCAGGUCAUUUGCAAGAAUUGUAGUCGAGUUCUGUUGCAACCACAUGACAGAAAAAAUUUCUUGGAAACUCUUCAGCGCCCUGGAUUAACGUACCUUCAAAAGCGUGGUCUCAAGAAGAAAAUCAAUGAAAAAAGUCGCAAAACACGGAUCUGCCCGCACUGUGAAAUGCCGAAUGGUCCUGUUAAAAAGUGUGCAAUGCUGAAAAUCGUUCAUGAAAAGUUUAAAAUUACUAAGAAGAAGCUCGACCCUGCUGUAGAGCAGUUCCAUGCAGAAUUUAGCAUUGCAUCAGAAAACAACAAAGAGAUUGAUGGCCUACUCAAUAAAGCUCAGGAAAGUUUGAACCCAUUGACUGUAUUAAACCUGUUCAAGCGCAUCACAGACGAGGAUAUGCCACUUCUGGUUAUGAACAGCGAGAAUUCUCGACCUCAGGAUUUAAUACUCACAAGACUGCUGGUACCCCCUCUCUGUAUUCGACCAUCAGUAAUAACAGAUCUAAAAUCUGGAACAAAUGAAGAUGACAUAACUGUAAAAUUAACUGAGAUUAUAUUUCUGAAUGAUGUGAUCAAAAAACAUAGGCAAGCUGGAGCCAAGAUGGCAAUGAUUAUGGAAGAUUGGGAUUUCCUGCAACUGCAGUGCGCCCUCUACAUCAGCAGUGAGACGACAGGAAUUCCACUGAACAUGCAGCCCAAGAAACCCACAAGAGGAUUUUGUCAGAGGUUAAAGGGCAAGCAAGGGCGUUUCCGUGGAAAUCUAUCGGGCAAGAGGGUAGAUUUUUCCAGCCGAACUGUUAUCUCACCAGAUCCUAAUCUACGCAUUGAUGAGGUAGCUGUACCUGUUCAUGUGGCAAAGAUUCUAACCUAUCCAGAAAAGGUAACAAAUUACAAUAAGAAGCUGAUGCAGAAACUUGUGACAAAUGGAGUUGAUGUACAUCCAGGAGCAAACUUUAUCCAACAAAGAUUUACAAACGUGAAAAAGUUUCUUAAAUAUGGCAACAAACAGAAAAUUGCUCAAGAAUUGAAGUAUGGUGAUAUUGUGGAACGGCAUCUAAUGAAUGGAGAUAUUGUCUUGUUCAACCGUCAGCCGUCCUUGCACAAAUUGAGUAUCAUGGCCCAUUAUGCACGUGUAAUGCCGCACAGGACCUUCCGCUUCAACGAGUGUGUGUGUACUCCGUACAACGCUGAUUUUGAUGGCGAUGAAAUGAACCUACAUUUGCCUCAAACUGAAGAAGCAAAAGCUGAAGCCUUGACACUUAUGGGGGUGAAAAGCAACCUAGUAACACCAAGGAAUGGAGAGCCUCUGAUUGCUGCAAUACAGGACUUCAUUACAGGUGCUUACCUUCUCACUCAGAAGGACACGUUUUUCGACCGUACGAAAGCUUGUCAACUAGCAGCGUCUAUUUUGUCUCAAGCGGAUAAAGAUCUAAGAAUUGAACUGCCUCCCCCUGCUAUCAUCAAGCCUGUCAGGUUGUGGACAGGCAAGCAGAUCUUCAGCUUAAUCCUCCGUCCAAGCAGGAAGUGCUCGCUGAAAGUGAACCUGCGUGCCAAGGGCAAGAACUACAGCAACAAAGGAGAUAUGUGUCACAACGAUUCGUUUGUGGUUAUUUACAACAGUGAACUUCUGUGUGGUGCUAUGGAUAAACUAACUCUAGGCUCGGGCUCGAAGAAUAAUGUAUUUUACAUCCUACUGCGUGAUUAUGGUGAGCAGGCAGCCGCAGAUGCGAUGAGUCGCCUUGCAAGGCUCUGCCCAGCAUUCUUAUCUAAUCGUGGUUUCUCUAUCGGCAUUGGUGAUGUCACUCCUGGCGAAGGCCUUCUCAGAGCUAAGAAAAACCUGCUGGAUGAUGGAUAUUCUAAAUGCGAUGAAUACAUUCGUGAGCUUGAGGCUGGUAAGCUGCAGAGCCAACCAGGCUGCACACCUGAACAAACCCUUGAGGCCAUCAUCUUGAAGGAAUUGUCUGUGAUUCGUGACCAUGCAGGUAAAGCAUGUUUGAAGGAACUACACAAGAGCAACAGCCCCCUCAACAUGGCACUUUGUGGAUCAAAAGGAUCAUUCAUCAACAUUUCUCAGAUGAUAGCGUGUGUUGGCCAGCAAGCUAUCAGUGGUAAACGCAUUCCAAAUGGCUUUGAGGAUCGUGCACUACCUCACUUUCGAAGACAUUCCAAGAUUCCAGCAGCCAAAGGAUUUGUGAAGAAUAGCUUCUAUUCAGGGCUGACUCCCACUGAGUUUUUCUUCCACACUAUGGCAGGCAGAGAAGGAUUGGUUGACACAGCUGUUAAAACUGCAGAGACAGGCUACAUGCAGCGACGACUAGUCAAGUCUCUUGAAGACCUCUGCGCUCACUAUGACUUGACUGUACGUAACUCGAUGGGUGACAUCAUCCAGUUCAUAUAUGGAGGCGAUAACCUUGAUCCUGCCGUUAUGGAAGGCAAAGACAAACCUGUUGAUCUAGAAAGAGUCCUGUCACACAUCAAGGCCAAGUAUCCGUGUAAAGCUGAGAAGACUUUGACCUCUCCACUAAUAAAAGAGACAUCCACAGAAAUUCUGGAAAGCAAAGAGUAUGCCCAUUUUAGUAUGAAAUUUUGUAUUUCUUGUAGACUAUUUGUAGAUGAGAUGUGUAAGAAACUAAAGGGUUGUAGGGAACUUUAUGGAUUGAGUGAAGAACAGACAGAAAAAAACAUUUUGUAUCAGCUUGAAAGAGUGACCACAACACAGCUGAAAGAGUUCUUUGAUAUGUGUCGGGUGAAGCACCUAAGAGCCAAGAUGGAACCUGGAACAGCCGUGGGAGCAGUGGCAGCUCAGAGUAUUGGAGAACCAGGAACUCAGAUGACGCUCAAGACUUUCCAUUUUGCUGGUGUAGCAUCUAUGAAUAUUACUCUAGGUGUUCCACGCAUCAAGGAGAUUAUAAACGCAUCCAAAAACAUCAGCACACCUAUCAUAACGGCCCACCUGGAAGACAAAACAGAUCCUGAGUUUGCACGUAGAGUCAAAGGUCGGAUUGAAAAGACUAAGUUAGGAGAGGUAACUGAGUACUUAGAAGAAGUGGUUCUUCCAGAUAGAUGUUUUAUACUCAUCAAGCUGGACUUAGAGAGGAUCAAGCUUCUCAAGCUUGAAGUAUCACCUGAGAAAAUUAGAGCCAAAAUCUGUGGUGCCAGAAUUAAGGUCAAAUUUGAGCAUAUUGAAAUCUUGAAUGAACGUCUGAUAACAGUGGAACCUCAGGAAUCAGCCAAGAGUUCAAUGUAUUAUACACUACAGUCACUCAAACAGACACUCCCUAAGGUGGUUAUACAGGGUAUUCCAGAAGUAUCAAGAGCAGUAAUUCACAUUGAUGAAAAGGCUGGUCGUAAACAAGAAUACAAACUUCUCGUUGAGGGCGAUAACCUCCGAGCCGUGAUAGGAACCAAAGGCGUUUAUGGAACCAAAUGUUUUUCCAACAAUACUUACGAGGUAGAGAAAACAUUAGGGAUUGAAGCUGCAAGAAGGUGUAUUAUGGAUGAGGUUCAGUACACAAUGGUCAGCCAUGGAAUGAGUAUAGACUGUCGACAUGUCAUGUUGUUAGCUGAUCUGAUGACCUACAGAGGUGAAGUGCUUGGCAUCACCAGGUUUGGGUUGGCAAAGAUGAAAGAAAGUGUACUCAUGUUGGCUUCAUUUGAGAAAACUGCUGAUCAUCUAUUUGAUGCUGCAUAUCAUGGACAAAAGGAUGUCAUUUGUGGCGUUAGUGAAUGUAUCAUAAUGGGAAUACCGAUGACGAUUGGCACAGGCAACUUCAAAUUACUACACAAAGCUCAAAGGGAGAUCAAUCCUACGAAAAGAAGCCUGGUCUUCGAUGUUCCUGAGUUCCAUAUCCCAGGUGCGUCGUCAUCAUUGUAAGAACAAGCAUGGACUUACGCGAUAGAGCUGCUUCGUCAUCAUCAUAAGAACAAGAAUGGACUUGCGCGAUAGAGAUUUUAAAUUAAUGUGGACGUUGUUGCACAAUGCAAGCAGAGACAUUAAGUUAUAAUUUAACAUUUGUACUAACUUCUAAUGUAAUGCUUUAAACAUACGUACUUUCAAAAGGACUUGAGUUAUUUGCUACAAUUCAAAUACAAAGAAGCAAAUCAGCAUUUAUUUAUUAUGUUUCCUUUGAAAUAAAUAAAUAACAUGAAAA
Anneissia japonica is the source of this 4462-nucleotide messenger RNA. RefSeq names its product DNA-directed RNA polymerase III subunit RPC1-like. Bases 1 to 4185 code for a protein of 1394 amino acids. Gene Ontology annotation, biological process: DNA-templated transcription. Gene Ontology annotation, molecular function: DNA-directed RNA polymerase activity; DNA binding. Lineage: Eukaryota; Metazoa; Echinodermata; Crinoidea; Comatulida; Comatulidae. The transcript has 39 exons. The record is from RefSeq and is a predicted model, not a curated record.